Molecule: messenger RNA, 3033 nt
Organism: Sarcophilus harrisii (Tasmanian devil)
Lineage: Eukaryota; Metazoa; Chordata; Mammalia; Dasyuromorphia; Dasyuridae
Gene: SHCBP1L
Product: SHC binding and spindle associated 1 like
Exons: 10
Coding region: 39-2006 (655 amino acids)
Biological process (GO): spermatogenesis; male meiosis cytokinesis
Cellular component (GO): meiotic spindle
Source: RefSeq, a predicted model, not a curated record
GGCUAACGGCUCCCCCUCGAGGCCGAGCUGCAGACGCGAUGGCGUCGGGGCCCGACAGUACCGAGACGGAAGACUCGCCUCUGGGGAUCAGCCCGGGGAGGCGCGGGGAGAAGGUCGUUUUUUCGGUCCUCGAAGAAGGGGCCGCCAAAAGCAGCCUGUCCCCGGUGCGGUCGGUGGUGGCCUCGCCGCGGCCCGUGAAGGGCAGAGCCGGCCGAGAGGCGGCGCGGCGGCGGCUGCAGCUGCUGCCCAUGCCCCAGGCCGAGGGCCCCGGCGGAGACGGCGAGGAGGAGGAGGAGGAGGAGGAGGAGGAGGAGGGCCUGCUCUCGGUGCACGAGGAGGAGGAGGAGGAGGCGCAGCCCCUGCCGCCGGUCUGCGCGUCCCCCAUGAGGGGCAUGUGGCGGGACGAGAAGGUGGCGCUCUAUUGCGACCAGGUGUUGCAGGGCUGUAAGGCAGAGGAUGCUGAUGAAGCAAUGAGCAAAUAUCUAUCAGAAAAAUUAAAGAUGAAAGACAAAUGGCUUGGUGUCUGGAAGACAAAUCCAGAGUUGUUCUUCAUCAAAUAUGAAGAAGCUUCCAUACCUUUUGUUGGAGUUCUUGUUGAGGUAACUUGUAAACCACGCCAAAGCUCAUCAUCUUGUUUCAAAGUCACUGUAUCUGUUGCUGAACCCUUUUCAUCUAAUAUUGCAAAUAUUCCAAGGGAUUUGAUUGAUGAAACCUUGGAAGAAUUAGAACACAGUGUACCUCUUUUGGAAGUUUAUCCAGUUCAAGGACAAGAUGAUGAUAUACAUGAUAUUGCCCUGGCCUUGGAAGUUGUAAGGUUUUUCUAUGAUUUCCUUUGGAGAGACUGGGAUGAUGAAGAAAGCUGUGAGAAUUAUACAGCCCUAAUUGAAGAAAGAAUUAAUCUGUGGUGUGAUAUCCAGGAUGGUACAAUUCCCGGUCCUAUUGCACAGCGAUUUAAAAAAACUUUGGAGAAGUACAAAAACAAGCGCGUGGAACUAAUUGAAUACCAAAGCAAUAUUAAAGAAGAUCCAUCUGCAGCAGAAGCUGUUGAAUGUUGGAAAAAAUACUAUGAAAUUGUAAUGCUAUGUGGGUUGUUGAAGAUGUGGGAAGAUUUACGCCUCAGAGUACAUGGACCUUUCUUCCCAAGAAUUUUGAGGCGUAGGAAAGGAAAAAGAGAAUUGGGGAAAACUAUAACUCAUAUUGUAGCAAAGGUGAUGACUACCGAAAUGGUUAAAGACUUAUCCUCAGACACGCUUCUCCAACAACAUGAUGAUUUAGAUCUGGCUUUGGAUAGCUGUUACAGUGGUGACACAGUAGUCAUUUUUCCAGGAGAAUAUCAAGCUACCAAUCUUGCCUUAUUGACUGAUGACAUCAUUAUUAAAGGAGUUGGAAAGAGAGAGGAGAUUGUGAUCACUUCAGAGCCUUCUCGUGACAGUUUUGUAGUAUCUAAAGCUGAAAAUGUGAAACUGAUGCAUCUUACUUUGAUACAACAAGGGACUGUGGAUGGUAUUGUGGUCGUGGAGUCUGGUCACAUGUCCCUAGAGGACUGUGUAUUGAAAUGUGAAGGAACUGGAGUAUGUGUUCUUACAGGAGCAGCCUUGACUAUCACUGAUAGUGAAAUUACUGGAGCUCAGGGUGCUGGGGUUGAACUGUAUCCUGGCAGCAUAGCCAUUUUGGAAAGAAAUGAAAUUCAUCACUGCAAUAAUCUUAGAACUAGUGACAAUUCAAAAAGCACCUUAGGUGGGGUGAAUAUGAAGGUUCUUCCUGCCCCAAAAUUGAAGAUGAAUAAUAAUCAUAUUUAUUGCAACAAUGGAUAUGGAGUAAGCAUUCUACAGCCAACUGAACAGUUUUUUAUUAUAGCAGAAGGAACUCUUAACAAAGGAGCUGCUUCAGGAGAUAAAAAAGAUGAUGAUAUGCUUUCCAAAGUAAUGCAAAAUCUGAAUCUGGAAAUGAAUAAUAAUAAGAUAGAAGCAAACUUAAAGGGGGAUAUCAGAAUAGUCACAAGUUAAAGCAUCAGGAUUCGUGUUGAGGAUGCGUAUUUGAGAUAUAUGUUUAAUAAAUAGUUGCUGAUUCCCAAGGAAAUGGUAGUUGUAAUUAAGUUCUGAGUUUGUUUAAUUAAACUAUGAAGAUUUUUCUAUUAAUGAUCUUGGAAGGAAUGAUUCAUUUUAACAUUUUAUGCUUUUUGCUUUGGAUAGUAAACGAGUAUCCUGUUCAAGAACCCUUAGAAAAAAAUUUGUUUUAGUAAUGUAAGGAACUUACAUUGUACUAGAAGAUAUGUUAAUUGCCCCAGAUAAUAACACAGUAUAUAUGCCAAGUUCACUCAUGAGUGACAGAGCACUAACCACUAGCAACAUUGGAAAACAGCCUAAGGAUUCUAUAAGGCAGAUUGAGGGAAGUGGGAAAAUCACUUCCACAAAGAUAUGGAGGUACAUGAUGGAAUGUCAUGUAAUGGGGGAACAGCAAAUAGGCGAAUUUAGUUGGACAUAGUACAUGAAGGGGAGAGAGAGAUUUGAAAUUAAUCUGCAAGUCAGAAUUGGGAAGGGUUUUAAAAGCCAAUUAGAAAAAGUUUAUUUUUUAACCUUAGAAACAAAAGAGGGCCACUGAACAACUUGAGUAAAGUAGUAGCAUGGUCACCUUUGUGACUUAGAAAUAUCAAUUUGCCAGCUAUGUCAAAGAUGAAUUGGAGAAAGGAGAGAUUUGAUUCAGGGUGACAAGGCUGUUCCUAGUCUGGGCAAGAAGAGAGACAAGUCUUCUUUCAAACCAGUACUACUACUAAUUACCAUGUUGUACAAUCCCAAGAAUAUAAAAUAUCCACUCAAAUCACUAUGUUCUAUGUUUGACUUCACAAUCAUCAUUAGCCAAACUAUGAUUCCAGAUUGAGAAAGUUGUAUACUUUGACAAGCCUAAAGCCCAAUUUAUAAGGGCAUAUAUGACUAACGUUGGGGUGGAUCAUAAAGUUGCCUGAAUUUGACUGAAUUGGGCUUAUUUAUCCAUAAUUUAUAAAACGUGAAAAAUGAAUCACCACUGAUUAUUUCU